Molecule: messenger RNA, 657 nt
Organism: Chiloscyllium plagiosum (whitespotted bambooshark)
Lineage: Eukaryota; Metazoa; Chordata; Chondrichthyes; Orectolobiformes; Hemiscylliidae
Source: RefSeq, a predicted model, not a curated record
AUCAAGGUAACUCCCCGGAAUGGGCCGGCCGAUUCACCAGGAGCACUCUGCUAUUGGGACUCGUGGAGUCGCCACAAUAAUUUGGAGAAAGGCCAGUGUUAGCUGCACAUUCUCACAAUUUGAUGCUGAUGGUCACUGAGUGAGCAGAGAGACCGAGCCACGGGAGUGUCUGGGAGAGGGACUGAGCCUCUGGGGUAUCUGGGGUUUCACCUUUCCUUCGGUCCCGGCAUGUCCCCGCUUCUCCCGCUCUGGUGCCUACUGCAGGUGCUGGUCGUGCCCAGAGCUACCGCCUUCCACUAUCCGUUCGCAGGCUCCCCGCUCCAGCUCGGCUCCCCGGAGCAGGCGGCGGGACAACCGGCCAGCGCCGCCAACAGCCGCCGGAAUUGGUGCCUGUACACUGUCUCCAAGAUUGUGUCUUGCCAAGUACAGAAUGGAUCGCAGACCCUGGUGCAGCGUGUUUACCAGAGCUGUCACUGGCCUGCACAUUGCUCCAGUUUGGUAAGUUACAGAACUAUCAUCAGACCCACAUACAAGCUGGCUUACAAGAAUGUUACUGCUUUGGAAUGGAGGUGUUGCCCUGGAUUCAUGGGAGGCAGCUGUCAGGAAGAAAUCAACAGUGUCAGAUUAUUGGUUGCUGUCCGUGGAAUGUCAGAGUAG